Messenger RNA from Phyllostomus hastatus (greater spear-nosed bat), 909 nucleotides. It is a transcript of the gene MEA1, whose product is annotated as male-enhanced antigen 1. Lineage: Eukaryota; Metazoa; Chordata; Mammalia; Chiroptera; Phyllostomidae. Gene Ontology annotation, biological process: spermatogenesis. The transcript has 4 exons. The record is from RefSeq and is a predicted model, not a curated record. The coding region runs from base 144 to 665 and encodes 173 amino acids.
CGGCGGGCAGCUGAGUGCGCACGUACAGUCAGAGCUAAGUUCCGGAAGCCUACCGGGACUUGUAGUCCCCCGGUUUCGGGACGGACGCCAGGGGCUGAGGAGUGGGCAGGAUCCCAAAGAGAUUCUACGCCUCCCCUGCCCGGAUGGCAACAGUAGUUCUAGGGGGAGACAUCAUGGGCCCUGAGCGUAUCUUCCCCAAUCAGACUGAGGAACUAGGGCCGCAGCAGGGCCCUACAGAAGGCACUGGGGAUUGGAGCAGUGAGGAGCCUGAGGAAGAGCAAGAGGAAACCGGGGCAGGCCAAGCUGGUUACUCCUACCAGCCCCUGAACCAAGAUCCUGAACCAGAGGAGGUGGAGCUGGCACCAGUGGGGGAUGGAGAUGUAGUUGCUGAUAUCCAGGAUCGGAUCCAGGCUCUGGGGCUUCAUUUGCCAGACCCACCAUUACAGAGUGAUGAUGAAGAGGAGGAGGGAGCUACAGCAUUGAGCAACCACAGCUCUAUUCCCAUGGAUCCAGAACACGUUGAGCUGGUGAAAAGGACAAUGGCUGGGGUAAGCCUGCCUGCACCAGGAGUUCCUGCCUGGGCUCGGGAGAUAUCAGAUGCCCAGUGGGAAGACAUGGUACAGAAGGCCCUCCAAGCCCGGCAGGCACCCCCUGCCUGGAAGUGACCAUCUUGAGAGCUGCCUUACCUGCCAGCAUUCCAGACUGGAACCAGCACAGGACUGGACACAACCCUGGUUGUAAUGCCCAUCUCCAUCCUCCCCAUCUCCCUUUCCACAUCACGGCAAACCAGACUUCUUCUCAGAGACCCACUUUAUUCAGUUCUGUACAUAUGGGGACACUGGCCCGAGCCCAACCCACCACAGCAUGUAUCACUCUGGAGAAUAAAGCACCCUGUGCACACAGCCACAA